Molecule: messenger RNA, 6107 nt
Organism: Corythoichthys intestinalis (scribbled pipefish)
Lineage: Eukaryota; Metazoa; Chordata; Actinopteri; Syngnathiformes; Syngnathidae
Gene: rab28
Product: RAB28, member RAS oncogene family
Exons: 8
Coding region: 292-960 (222 amino acids)
Biological process (GO): regulation of exocytosis
Molecular function (GO): GTPase activity; GTP binding
Source: RefSeq, a predicted model, not a curated record
GACGACAACCACGGACACAGUCGUCCAUAUGAGGGCUAUCGUGUGCGUUAUAAUGCCUGAAGCAUGUCUGUUUGGAAGCGGCAAUCUUUAUUUUUCGUCAAUUUCAUGAGCUAACUGCCGAGUUGGUAUAGUCAAAAUGGCGCCCUGUUGCUAGUUCGAAGCGGUGCUAAUCUGUCCGUGAUUAUUAGCUGGAUAGUUCGGAUUGUAAUCCCUGUGUCGUCGUGGUUCUUCGCGCGGAGAGGGGGUCUCUCUGUCUCUGGGGUGGACUCUGGCCGAGCACACGGCAGCGUCAUGUCGGACUCGGAGGAGGACAGCCAGGACCGACAGCUUAAAAUUGUGGUCAUCGGCGACGGCGCUUGCGGGAAGACUUCACUCGCCACCAGGUUUGCUCAGGAGGCCUUUGGGAAGCAGUACAAACAAACGAUCGGCCUGGAUUUCUUUCUGAAGAGAAUAAGCCUUCCAGGAAAUCUGAAUGUGACCCUGCAGGUGUGGGACAUUGGAGGCCAAACGUUAGGAGGGAAAAUGCUGGAUAAAUAUGUGUACGGCGCUCAUGGGGUGCUUCUUGUUUAUGACAUAACCAACUACCAGAGCUUUGAGAACCUGGAGGAUUGGUUCACCAUGGUGAAAAAGGCAAACGAGGAAUCCGACAUCCAGCCUGUGGUCUCCCUGGUAGGAAACAAAAUUGACCUGGAGCACAUGAGGACGGUGAAGGCUGACAAGCACCAGCGCUUUUGCCAAGAAAACGGCCUCAUCAGCCACUUUGUGUCUGCCAAGACCGGGGACUCUGUGUUUCUUUGUUUCCAGAGAGUUGCGGCUGAUAUUCUCGGCGUGAAGCUGAACAAAGCAGAGAUAGAACAGUCCCAGAGGAUCGUGAAGGCCGAGCUGGUCAACUACCCUCAGGAUGAAGGCCCGAUUAGACAAGAGAACCGCCAGCAGAGCAAAAUAUGUUCAGUUCAAUAGUUGGAACGCGUCGUCAAAGCGGACAUCGUAAACUACAGUCAGGAUAUGGUGACCCGGACGGUCAACCCCCCUCGCAGCUCCAUGUGUGCAGUGCAGUGAGUCCAGGCAAAGCAGCCUUGAUGGCAUCUUGUCAGUCAGUAUUUCGAUCCCAGGCUGACAUGUUCAAACUGUGUCGUCUGUACUUGUGUGUGUUGCUUGUACGACUAAGAUGAAAAACCGAGGGCAUAGUGAAGAAACACCAAUUAGCUCUCAUUUUAUUUCUGUGAUUCAUCUUUUCCAAAGAACGGAAUGGGUGAGCAUCCACUACUGCCUCGCAACAUUAACAGAAUGUAUUUUUUUUGGUUUAAAGACAGAUGAAACCAAUGAGGUCUUACCACAAUUUUGAGACAUUUCUGAAUAUGGGGUGCUAAAAUUAGUUAGCGCUUUGUGCUCCACCGUAGACUAAUAAGUAUAAAUUGCAAACCAUUGAUUCUUUAUGAUUCCAGUUUAAUUAUGCUCAGCUAUUAAGGGUAUUUCUUCCCUACGUACUUGCUCCAAUAUUCAAUGACAACACAGUGUUGACCAAGUCGUAGAAGAAAUGUUUACAUGUAUGUAUUGUUUUGAAGAGUGACUCAUUUUAAGUAGUAUAUAGCUUAUACACUAUAUGUAAAUGUUGACAUUUAAAACAUGACAUCUAACUCCUUCGUACCCGUCAAAAACAAUGACACAUUAAAUGUGCACAUUUAGAUUCCUGCUAUGUAAAUAAGUUGUUGAUGACUUGCAUAUGUACAGUUUAAACUGAUGAUCAUUUAGCUGGUUUCUGUAAUUAAAUAAAGAUUUUAUGUUGAAUAUGACAAUUAGUAACUGAAUAUGGUGUCAUUUUAGACAGUUUCUAUUCAAUCUUUAGCACAUCUAAUCAUUCUACAGAGGGGAUAAAAAGAAACAUUUGAAUCAUGUGCAUAAAAAAGGCAAGGGAAGAUGGGAAAAAAAGGCAUCAAACGAUAGAUGAGACAUUUUUACAAUGUCAAAAAUGUUAAGAUUUUUUUGCUGCCUCCUUUGAAAAGCUCAGAACUUUCUCACUUUGAUCCACCAAUCAGCACCAUGUGUUCUUUGAAGCAGUUGUUUGCAGUGAUUCCCAACUACCAGGCUGGGUACCGGUCUGUAGCGCAUUUGCAACCGGGCCGCAGAGAAAUGGUGAAUAAUUUGUUAACAACCGCAAUCCGUGCCACUUCACACAUCAAUAUUAAUCCGUGUAGAGAUGUGUGUACGUUGCCCGCCAGUUGUUGGCUGCCAUUACUGGGGUGUUUGCAGCCCAGCGUCAGUCAAUGUAAACAGUAACGUUAGCUGCUGUUGGAUGUAUGCUGCGGGUAGCGGCGUCUUCGGACAGCUUUUUUAUGGGGAAAAGGCCUACUCCUGAGCUCGAAGAGGAGCAACCUACAACCACUUCCAUUCUGCAUAAUAUGUAGCUAAUAACUAGCAAACGAGGCAACAAAAGCGAAUGCACUGAGAGCAUCAUACCUCAUGGCGAAAGCCAAGAAACCUUUCACGAUCAGAGAAGGACUUAUUAUGCCUGUGACCAAAGAUAUUUACCAACAAGUUUUAGAGGAGGCGGCUGUUAUAAAGGGCGUGUUGUGAGUGACAUUUUCCCUGCACUUAAUGUUUGUUUUUAUCUCUGUCGUGUUAUUUUAUGUUUAAUGUAAUUUUCUGCCACACAUUUUCGGUCCAUGUUGCAAAAAAGGUUGGGGACCACUUGUCUAGAACACUGAAAUUCAAAUGAAAAUACUUGAUGCUUACAAUGCAGGAGAAGGCUAUAAGAUGAUCACAGCGUUUUCAGGUGUCAAUAUCCUCUCUUUGGAAUGUAAUUUGGAAAUAGCAGUCAUCAGGAACAGUGAAAGUUAAAACAAGAUGUGGAAGACCAAUCGCAGGAAUGCCCUUCGGCAUACGUUCGGCUACAAUACUGUCAAGGGCCCUUUCAAUUUCAAACGAAUUGUAGCCGAUCAUCACCAUUUCCCAAUGGCAACUGCUGUAUGAGCUGCCGCUUUCCUAAGGGCUUUACCGGCCGCUGUUCGCUGCCGUCUGGCUGUUUUUUGCUUUCCCAUAGCCUCGCUGAUGAAAGCUAUGGUUAUUCUCACGUUUACAAGGCAUAGUAAAUGAGUUCUGUAGACAUGAGGAAGAUUUAAACAAAGUAUCAUCCAUGUUGUAUCAGGCUACGGUAACAAGUGGACAUUUGGCACUUGAACGGGGCAUGGAUUGAGCACAGUCAGCGAACACACCUACAGUGUCUGAGACCAGAGGGCCCGGCUUCAUUUUUUCCCAUUUUGAAAACUUAGUUUACUUCAUUUUUAAAAUCGAUUCAAAACAAUCAUGCUUUGGGGUUGUAUUGCAACCAGUGGCACAUGGAUUAAGUAGAAGGUAUAAUUAUUUCAAUAUAAUUUCAGCAAAUUUUGGAUGAUAAAUUGAUGUCAUCUGUGAAAAAGCUGAAAUUAGAGUUUGAUUUUUACAAAUGGAUAAAAAUUACAAAUCGACCGAUAUGGCUUGCUCAGGACUGAUACCGAUUAUUAGUACAGUGGUACACCUACAUACGAAGUUAAUUUGUUUCAGGACCUUGUUUGUAAGUCGAGAUCGUUGUAUGUCAAGCAGGAUUUUCCCAUAAGAAUACAUUAUAAUUCCAUUAAUUCGUUCCAUAGCCCGAAAACCUACACUAAAUCCUUAAUAAAUGCUGAUGGUACUAUUAUAAAUGGCAAUUACACAUAGCAAAACAAAUAAAUUGUAAAUUAAAAUCGGAAUAAUAAUACAAUAAAAUAAUAAUAUUACAGAUAAUUCCUGUAAUAAUGUAAAGAAGCGGGUUCUAAUGUAGCGAUGUGUUUUGCGUGCUGUACCUGAACACACCUUGUGGCUGACGCGACAGAGUAAGAGAGUUGCGGUAGAGAUUUUACUUUCUCUUUAAAUGUUCUCUUGUUGGCGUCAACUGUGGCGGACAGUAGGCGUGUUGUGUUGCACAAGUUCUUAAAUUAUUAAAAUCUUCACUAAGCCAGCGAUUUCUUUGGCGAUGUUACCACAAUAAUAAUUGUGCCCUUAACUUAUAAAGACUGGCAAAGGAGGUCGAAUUAGGAGUGUCAAGAUCGUACACAUUCUACGGCCGUAUUGUCGACCUAGUUCAUGGACGGGCACACCACUUUUAUAUUUUUCUAUCAUUUCCAUCUUCAUUUCAAUGGUAAGCCUCACCUUAUUCCUUUUUUUUCCACCUACACUCACCUUGUUGGAACCCAUGUUGAUUUCUCUCACAAGAAAAUCUGCCGUGCGUCCAUCUUGCGGGAAAACAAAGAAAGUGCGGCGUUGUCAUGAAUCGUCGUAUUUCUAGUAAGUCGUCGGAAGUAGAAACAAAUGGCGAGUCAAAUUUUACACCAGAUGUUGAAAAUAUCGUAUGUCGAGGUACCACUGUAGUUAGAAGGGCCAAUACCCGAUUAUUGGAGCAGAUAUUCAUUUGCAGUAAAAGUGUAAAAAUUGGCUUAAAAAAUUGAAUAAUGCAAACACUGAACUUCAAUGAAAUGCCUAAAGCAUGUUUAUUGAAUCACACAAAAAAGAAAAUAAUAGCUCCAGAAGUGCUUUAAUUUCCUAGACUCAGAAACAUCUCUUAUAAAGUUGAAUAAAAGGUUAAAUAAAUAGCUCUCUAAAAUAUUUCCACAGAAAAUUUAGAACUACAAACAUAAAAACAGGUCUAGACAAAUGGACAAACAAUUCAUAAAAAUAACAAACAUAUAACCCAGUUUUAAAUGGAUUUUUUCAUAUCGGCCGGUCGCAUUAAAAAACAGGCCGAUACCGAUAUACGCCAAAUUUACAAAUAUCGGCAAUAUUCGGUCCAUCACUAAUAAAAAUCCUAAACACUCCUCAAAAUCUAUGGUGGAUUACAUAAAGAGGCGGAAACUGAAGAUUUUGCCAUGGCCUCCACAAUCUGCUGACCUCACAAUAAUUGAAAAUCUAUGGAUAGACCUGAAAAGAGCCGUGUAUGAGAGACAGCCCAGAAAUCUCAAAGAAUUUUGAAAGAAAGAAUAGGCCAGGAUACCUCAAACAAGUGCUUACAAGCUGUAAUACUUGCUGUAGGGGGCAGUGCAAAGUAUUAAUUUUGCUGGGAGUCCAAACCUUUGCAGAAAGCAAGCACUAUUAUGUUUUCUGGUACUUUGAAAGUGUAAAUGAUGGAAAUAAAAUCAAGCUUUUCUUGACAUGUAAGAAUGCCUUAGCUAUCAUUUGUUGCCUCUUAGAGAUUUUUCAUUUUUGCUUUUCUUCUUCAUGAACAUUCAUACAAAUUUUUACCCUGGAUAUCCACUGUAACAGUGAACUCAUAACGAUGGGAGUUGAGUGCUUGGUAAGACGAUUUGCGAUUAAGUGUCUGUGUGUUGAAAUUUAAGGAUUAGAACUGAAAUGUGACCACCCUCACACCCUCUCUAUACAGAGCUAGCCAACUUGCUGUCGGCUAAUGAUCCACCUGGUCUUUGUUCCGUACAUCUUCAGAAAAAAACCUCUAAGUCCACUCUGGACAGAUGAUACAAACACCUUAUAAAUGCUUGUAAACUGAAUUAAUUACUAAAUAGUCCAGUCUUUUGUUUAAAGAUGGGUACAAGCCUUUUUUUGCCUCCUCAGCGACAUUGAAACCAGCAGUGGAUUAAGUGGCUUUGAAACCACACGGAUAAACAAAACAAAAGACAGUAUCUCUCCAACCAGGUGUCGGCUCCAAUGAAGACUACAAACAGAGCAGAAAUGCUCGGCCCAGAUGGGGUCAUGCCGGCCCCACGUGCAUUGUUUCGCUCGAGUGGACGUCUUAGGAAUUGUCUCGGCAGGAUUUUUUUUGUUGAGAGCUGUCACCAGCGUUGACAGGCGAGAGUUGCCCUUGGCUUUGCCGCUGUUUGGACAGGUGUUUUUGCAAAGAAAACAACCGCAAACCAUUUCCAAGCUCAGACCCGCACAAUAUUGUCACGUCUCUUCAGACGAAAGCAAAGAAUAUCGGCGCAAAUAAUGCUGAGGAAAGGAUGAGGCUUUGCUACACUGCCGAACGUCAAGGUUGGAUGGCUCAAAACUGAACUUUCCUUCCUGUUUGUUCAAUGGCUUCGUGUGAGGCAUUUUUGCUAAUGAACAAUGUAACACACAUAGUUAACAUUCCUUAUGUAAGAGGU